GAAUUCGAUGCGCGCGCCGCCGUUUCUGAUUCGGUAUCCAAUACGCAAGUCUGCGCUUCACUACAGACGAGAGCAGUUUUCCACGCUAAAGGGCAGUUCAAGAUCACUAACAUUGCAGUCUUUACCGCUUUAUUGUAAUUGUAAAAAAAAAGUUCACACCACUUUCUGUGUCAAUAUGGUUUGGCCCACAGUCUACGAUGGUAAAACUGAGAUGGGGUCAGCAGAGAAACCCGGGAUGCAGCUUGCGGCCGCUGACGCGGGCUCGCAUCUGCAGCACAUGUGUUCCCUGGACAUAGACUCCAAGGCCUCCUACGUCCGUCUCUCAGGCAUCAUCUGUACCAUUGGGCCUGCCUCCCGUGACGUAGCCAUGCUAGAGAAGAUGAUGGAGACCGGCAUGAACGUCGCGCGAAUGAACUUCUCCCACGGCUCGCACGAAUAUCACGCUGAGACCAUCCGCAACUGCCGUGAGGCUGAGAAGAACUACAGCGCUAAACUCGGCAUUCCAUUCUCUCUGGCCAUCGCUUUGGACACUAAGGGACCGGAGAUCAGAACAGGUCUUCUUGAAGGGGGUGGUUCUGCUGAAGUGGAGCUGAAGAAAGGCGAGACCAUCAAGCUGUCCACCGACCCGGCGUACGCCGAGUCCGGGAACGUGAGCGUCGUGUUCGUGGACUACAAGAACAUCACCAACGUGGUGAAGCCGGGCAACCGCAUCUUCAUCGACGACGGGCUCAUAUCCAUCAUCUGCCAGUCCGUCACCGCGGACACGUUGGUCUGCAAUAUUGAGAAUGGAGGUAUGCUGGGAUCAAGGAAGGGUGUAAACUUGCCGGGGCUGCCGGUGGACCUGCCCGCCGUCUCUGAGAAAGACAAGUCGGACUUGCUAUUUGGUGUUGAACAAGGCGUGGAUAUGAUCUUCGCGUCGUUCAUCCGCAACGGCGCGGCGCUGACGGAGAUCCGCGGCAUCCUCGGGGAGAAGGGCAAAAACAUCAAGAUCAUCUCCAAGAUCGAGAACCACCAGGGCAUGGUCAACCUCGACGAGAUCAUUGCGGAAUCCGACGGUAUCAUGGUCGCUCGCGGUGACCUUGGCAUUGAGAUCCCACCAGAGAAAGUGUUCCUUGCACAGAAAACAAUGAUUGCUAGGUGCAACAGGGUGGGCAAACCAGUAAUUUGCGCGACACAAAUGUUGGAAUCCAUGGUGAAGAAACCUCGUCCGACGCGCGCGGAAACGUCCGACGUGGCCAACGCUAUCCUAGAUGGAGCCGACUGUGUUAUGUUGUCCGGUGAAACUGCCAAAGGGGACUACCCUCUGGAAUGUGUUCUGACAAUGGCCAACAUUUGCAAGGAAGCGGAGGCCGCUAUCUGGCAUAAGCAGCUGUUCAUUGACCUUAGCUCUCAGGAAAAAUUGCCGAUCGAGUCCGCGCAGUCGGUAGCCAUCGCGUCCGUGGAAGCGUCCACCAAAUGCAUGGCGUCGGCCAUAGUGGUGAUCACCACGAGCGGGCGAUCCGCGCACCUGCUCAGCAAGUACCGGCCGCGCUGCCCCAUCAUCGCUGUCACGCGCGUGCCGCAGACCGCGCGGCUGGCCCAUCUCUACCGCGGCGUGCUGCCCAUCGUGUACCAGGAGUCAGUAGCCAGCGACUGGCUGAAGGACGUGGACAACCGCGUGCAGUACGGGCUGAAGUUCGGGCGCGCCCGCGGGUUCAUCAACACGGGCGACCACGUGGUCGUCGUCACCGGCUGGAGACAGGGCUCCGGGUUCACCAACACCAUGCGUAUUAUCCAAGUGGAAUAAGAUAAACAAAGGAGAAGAACAAGAAUAUAUCAAGAAAGUAUUAGUGCAAAGAGCAGUGGUGAAUAUGUACAAGAUUGACACCUUAGUAGUCACUGCCAGUGAUACAUGAUAUUUAAUUAUGUUGUAUAAAUGUAAUUGUAUCAAUAAGCUGAUAAUUAUCUCAAAAUUCUACAUUUAGUACUUAGGAUAUUUAUUUAUGCAUAUUGUUUAGAGAAGAAGUAUAUUUAUUACAUUGUAAGAUGUGAUUGGAUUAAAUUCUUAUAACUGGUA
Bicyclus anynana (squinting bush brown) is the source of this 2056-nucleotide messenger RNA. RefSeq names its product pyruvate kinase. The record is from RefSeq and is a predicted model, not a curated record. Gene Ontology annotation, biological process: glycolytic process. Gene Ontology annotation, cellular component: cytoplasm. The transcript is spliced from 11 exons. Gene Ontology annotation, molecular function: magnesium ion binding; pyruvate kinase activity; potassium ion binding. NCBI's taxonomy places the organism in Eukaryota, Metazoa, Arthropoda, Insecta, Lepidoptera, Nymphalidae. The coding region runs from base 8 to 1786 and encodes 592 amino acids.